Penicillium brasilianum is the source of this 2184-nucleotide messenger RNA. The record is from the annotation of a GenBank genome assembly. NCBI's taxonomy places the organism in Eukaryota, Fungi, Ascomycota, Eurotiomycetes, Eurotiales, Aspergillaceae.
UCCCCGAACACAAUGCGCCCGAUUUCGCGAGCCGCAUUGCGGCCAUACGUCUGCCCUUCAUGCCGACAUGGCAUUGGCGCUGGCCAGCGACAAUUUGGUACCAAGACUGACCAGGCCACCGACAUCUACGAUGUGGUCUGCGUCGGAGGUGGUCCGGCGGGCCUAGGGCUUUUGGCUGCUCUUCGAGCUUCCCCCGUCACAUCGAAGCUGAAGGUCGCCCUGAUCGAAAGCCAAGACCUCAAUAAGGCGCGGUCCUGGAAUAUGGACUCGACACAGUUCUCUAACCGAGUCAGCAGCUUGACGCCAUCCUCCAAGGCUUUCUUGCAGAAAAUUGGUGCUUGGGAGCACCUGGAUACGCAGCGUGUGCAAGACUAUCAGGAGAUGCAGGUAUGGGAUGGCGAGAGCGGAUCCCGAAUAUCAUUUGACUGGUCGAUGGAGACGCCUGCAUUCGAAGAUCCGCGCACCGUGGCGACGAUGACGGAGAAUGCGAACCUGGUGCGCGGACUGUUGCGCAGAAUUGCUGCCUCCGGAGACGAGAAUCUGAAGCUCUUUUCGAACACUACCGUUGCGGGUAUUGAGAAUGGAACCGAUCUACAACCCCAGGGACCGGAUCUGUCAGCUUGGCCUGUUCUCUCUAUCAAGCCAACGGGAGCUGCCGCAGAGACCCAACCGUCCUCUCGAAUCGCGGCGAGACUUCUAGUCGGCGCGGACGGAAUCAACAGCCCUGUCCGCUCGUUCGCCGAUAUCCCAACCCACGGCUGGGACUAUAACCGACACGGCAUCGUGGCUACACUCUCCCUCGCCGACCCCGACACUCCUCCAUUCCCGGCCAACAUGCGCACAGCCUACCAGCGCUUCCUCCCAGCACUCGGUGGCCCGAUUGCUCUCCUCCCUCUCCCCAACAACAACGCCACCCUUGUCUGGUCCACGACCCCCGAGAACGCCGCAUACCUCAAAUCCCUCCCCGCACCGGCCUUCCUGGCCAUGGUCAACGCAGCCUUCCGCCUGUCCAUGACAGAUCUCAAGUACAUGAUGGGCAUGGCACAGCCAGCGUCAGAAUCUACCUCUCACGAGGACGAGCUCUCCUGGCGCAUUCAGCACACCCCUCUCCCCGCACACAUCCCACCCUUCGCGACGGGCGUGCAAACGGGCACCGUAGCAUCUUUCCCGCUCCGUUUCCGCCACGCAGCGCAGUAUAUCUCUCCGCGUGUCGCCCUCGUCGGUGACGCCGCGCACGUCAUUCACCCUCUGGCCGGCCAGGGCUUGAACCUCGGUCUCGCAGACGUGGCCGCGCUCUCGCGAACGAUUGAGUACGCGGUCUCGCACGGUAUGGAUAUCGGUGAUCUUUUGACCCUGGAACGGUACUCGUCGGAGCGGUACCUGACUAAUGCCAAGAUUGGGGGUGCUUGCGAUCUGUUGCAUAAGAUGUAUAACAUCCCUGGUCAGGGUCCCGUUACCUGGGCUCGUAGCUUGGGUCUGGAUGUGAUUGACAAGCUGCCGUUUGUGAAGUCGUUCCUGAUGAAGAAUGCUGAGGGGUACUAGGCGUGCUAGAGGACGAUGUCGGUCCUUUCUGUAUGUUUAUAUGUAUAUCUAGUUUCCUUUCUACAAUACCGAAAUAUUUUUCUCCUUCCACUUCUGUCUUCAAUGUACUGAGUUCGAGGUACUUGAUAUUCGGUCGCUUUCAAGCGUCUUCCAAAUUGGCAAGCAGACACCAUGAGAGUGUAUAAACAGUUGAUGCUAAAAAUUGCAAGCAUAUAUUGUAUUGGGUAUCGGUCAUGCCCAAGGUAUGUUAUGGUGAUGCAAACACCCCCAAGUCUUUUCAAGGUACAGGAAAUGCCAAUGGCUUGGGCACAUGCAAAGACAGGUAAGGUGGAAUCUAUAUUUUAGAGGAGAAAAGGGUGGGAGGAGAGGGAUGCUAAGCUUCCGGAGAAGGGAGGGGGUAACAUAGAAACAACAAAAAAGAGAUAAGAAGAAAUUAAACGCCCCGGUCAUUCACUUUUUGUGUAAAUGGAAUGCAGAUAAAUCAGACUUGCACACCCUGCAGCUGUUGAGCCAAGCUAAUGACAGAUCCGCCAUGUUUCUUUGCAAGGCGAGACUGCAGCUCGGGGAUAAGAGAGGCCAGUUCGACAUCGACACCCUCCUUCUCGGGGUGGUCCUUGUCCAGACCCAUCUCCUUGAUCUUGA